Molecule: messenger RNA, 1058 nt
Organism: Chroicocephalus ridibundus (black-headed gull)
Lineage: Eukaryota; Metazoa; Chordata; Aves; Charadriiformes; Laridae
Gene: C2H8orf82
Product: chromosome 2 C8orf82 homolog
Exons: 3
Coding region: 241-951 (236 amino acids)
Source: RefSeq, a predicted model, not a curated record
CUAUAGGGGCCGUGGGUGCCUAUAGGGGGUGUGAGUAUCUAUAGGGCCCGUGUCUCUAUAGGGGGUGUGGGUGCCUAUAGGGGCCGUGUCUAUAGGGGCUCCCCGGGGCCGGGACAGGCCCCGCCCGGAAGGGUGCAACGGCCGGACCGGCCCGGGCCGCUUCCGGGGCUGUUUCCGGGCCCCUUUUCCCGGUCCCGUCCCCGUCCCGUUCCCGGUCCCUUCCUCGUUCCCGUUCCCGGGAUGCGGCUGCCGCCUUCGCUGCGGUUCCGCCUGGGCUCCGGGACGCUGGGGGCGGCGGGAGCCGGGCCCGGUGCCGUUCCCGAGGCCGGUGCCGUUGCCGGUGCCCGGUACCGGCAGGGGCAGAGCCCGACGCCCCGCACCCGCGAGUAUUUUUACUACAUCGACCACCAGGGACAGCUUUUCCUGGACGACACCAAAGUCAAGAAUUUCAUCACCUGCUUCAAAGACGUCGCUUUCCUGGCUUUCUUCUUCAAACGCUUGGAGCCGAACCGGAGCGGGCGUUACGAAGCGGAAUUCCCUUUCCUCUCGCCCUGCGGCCGGGAACGGAAUUUCUUGCGGUGCGAAGAUCGUCCCAUCGUUUUUACUCAAAUCCUGCCGGAUUCCGGACACCACGGAUGGCUCCUUUCCUACUGCGGUGGCGGCGAACGUUUGGCCGUCCCGUUCCAACCGGAAAAUUUAAUGAUGUCGCCGGAAAACGGGCGGCUUUAUCACCCGGCGCCGGCUAAAACGGGAGGCGUGGGGUUGGUGCGUUCGGCGUUGGCGUCGGAAUGGAGUCCCGGCUUCCAAUUCGGCCGAGGGCCGGAACAGCCCCCCACUCAUUUUUUUUGGGAAGGGCGACGUUAUCGGCUCACCGAGGAAUUGCUGCCGUUGCUGCGGGGCGGAGGAGAGGGGGAAGAGCCGGCUGGUCCCGUCACCCCCCCGCAGGGAUGAGUUGGGGACCCCCCCCCCCAAAAAACUGUCCCUGUCGCCCCCACGCUGAGCUAAAGACCCCCCCGCCGUCCCCGUCACCCUGCGCCAGACCCAAAUUGGGGACCCCC